Molecule: messenger RNA, 1200 nt
Organism: Paracoccidioides lutzii Pb01
Exons: 5
Coding region: 1-1200 (399 amino acids)
Source: RefSeq, a predicted model, not a curated record
AUGUCUCCCCUGGCUGAUAUUUAUGUCAGUUAUCAGGAUAAAGAUGGACUGUCGAACAUCUGGGUUGGCGAUGUUCAUAUUGAUGAUGUUACGGAAUCGAGUGCCAGGGUGGUACCAGCUCUGGAGCCUCCUUACUACCCGCGGGCUUCCCCGUCAUCGAUGUUAUCAGCCGAUGCAGACUGCCGUCGUUGUGUUGCCCUAAACUACGUAUGGGGUGUGGAGAAUGCGCGAUCACCGUCGCUGCUUGCAGCCACCCGUGCGACGAUUAAAUCAGAUCGAGGCGAUGAACAGUAUCUUUUCCUCAGCACAGAUUGUGCUCAUAGCAGCAUACGGCGAUGGCAUGGAUUUUGGAAUCCCGGGUGUCAACAGUUUGAAAAGAGAGGGGUAGUUCAGGAAAAUGCAAAUAUUCUGGAUUUGAGAAUUAGAAACGUCGUUAGAGAAGCUGAGGUUGACCCCCUGACAGUGUGGGAAACAUGUGGAUGGACAUACCAGGAAGCAGUUCUCUCGCGAAGGCGACUCUAUUUCACAAAUACACGCGCUGUUUUCGAAUGUAAACGAUCAAUGUGCCAUGAAGAUCAGUUCAAUGGCAUUACACUUCCCAAAAGCUCAAGCAUCGAUCUGGCGCGACCGAUCUUACCGACAUCGUCAUGGUCUUCGAUUAUGGGACUAUCUGAUGAUCAGAUUCACUACCAAGCAACAGGUUUCUACGGAACUUUAGUGCCCUGGCAUGAUAUAACUUCAACAGUCCCUCCCCCAUCUGGGUCGAUAGAGGUCUUCAACAUUAGCCCUGAUUCCAAUAAUCCGGAUGAUGACUGGCAGAUCUAUAUGGCCAUUGCAUGUAGGGAAGGAUGUGUGGAAGAACAUAUACCGUCACUCCUUUUCUCCCCCACGACUCAUGACUUCGGAGGGGUUCGUGCGAUGUUCGACAUGCGCUGGAGAGAUUCCUCUAGCUUCUGCAAGGAGGCGAUACCUUCAACCACCAAGGCAAGUGAAUUACCACUACCAACAGUUACACAUGUUACAAAAGUAAGACCGGGAGGAAUCAUAGCAAGAAAAUGCCAAGCAGCGUUUCUCCAUAUGUCUCCAAGGCCUUCAAAUUCCUUCAACAUCAACGAAGAUGGAGAACGAAUCGGGGAAAUUGUGCAGGGAUACAGUAAAACUCAGAAGAGAACAGGCUCUGGCUGCUUCGCCUGGCCAUAG